AUAUAAUACACACACGUAGAUCGUGUGAGUUUGUCCUGUUGCGACGGCCAAAAAGAAAACAGAAGGCAAGACCGGGAGAGAAGCAACUCGGAAGACAUAAGUGGGCAGGACAAAAGCAUUUGUUGAAAUGUCGAAGACGAGAACAAAUCAAAUAAGUCGGAAAAGACCUCGCGGCAGUGGAUGGUCGUGGGAAUGGAAUGGAUGGUCGUGGGAAUGGAAUGGAUGGUCUUAUUUAAUUACCCUAACGCAGAUUGCCUGCAUUGAUUUUGCAGUCCGAUGGCAUCUUCAUGCAUACAGGGAGAGUCCAGAAGUCACUGAUUGCUCAGGUCCUAUCGACUUUUCGUUCAAAUGGUUGACUCCGAGGCUUCAAGCUGCUGUGCUUCGGCGUUGCUCAGGUUACCAGAUCGACCAGACCAUGAAGGUUCGUUCAUCUCACACUCUCCUGGCUCAGAACCGUCAUAGCAACACAAUGAGUUUAGUCGAAAAAUCGAUGCUAGCUCCAAGAAUCAUACCUGCCUUUCAGGUCCAGUUGUUGGCCACAGUCACAGCUAGGCCGCGGUCCGGCCGCAGAAAACGAAACAGCAUUACCUUCAUGUUAAAUCAGCAUCAGAAUGAUCCAAGCUUCCGCCAAGAACGUCUGAUUACUCGAAUGAGUCAAUGGGGACACGAGCGAGCCCGAUAAUGUCGCCAAUCCCCGGCCAGACCAGAAGGGCGAUUACUGGCUCUUGGAAGCAAUAGCGAAGGAUCUGGGAGCCCGGCUUUUCGCCAUGAUAUUAAUACUACACCUGGAUCCGAUGAAGCUGUCGUGGACAGGGUUGACGAGACUGUGGCCUCCCUUGCUUUGUGCCUACCAAUGGAGUCGAUCUGCUGGCUUUGCACCCGGCU
Parathielavia appendiculata is the source of this 885-nucleotide messenger RNA. RefSeq lists its product as uncharacterized. Bases 128 to 682 code for a protein of 184 amino acids. Lineage: Eukaryota; Fungi; Ascomycota; Sordariomycetes; Sordariales; Chaetomiaceae. The transcript is spliced from 2 exons. The record is from RefSeq and is a predicted model, not a curated record.